AUAGUAGAAUGAUAAUGCAACAGUAUUGCAGAUGAGUAGACAUAAAAAUUUAGCAUACUUAGAAAAUAAAGUAAUGAGGUGUAUCAUGAGCUUGGCAAAAUAAUUCAUAUCGGAUUGAAUAUUUAAUUAUGUUGGUGUUUUCUUCGCUUCGUUAAAUCUUUCCGAUCAGCUUUUUAGUGUCCACUGAUAUCAAUUGAUUACCUCUUGACACUAAAGACUUAAGAAAGAAAGAUAACUAUUAUAAAAGUGUGGCUGGAAUUAUCGUCUUCUAUUUUCAUCGACUUAAAGAUGUAUGAAUCUAAAGUCAUGUUUAGUAUGUUAUAAUUGUGAUUAGAACGAAUAAAAUACAAUAAGACGGGAAUGUCUCACCAGUGAUACAUCAAGGAAGGAAGGAAGGAAAAAUAUGAAAGACUGAAGAAUGACUUUAUGUUAUGUAGUCGGUUACAUCACCAUUAGAAAACAUAACGAAAUGAAUUAUAUUUGUAUUUAAUGAGCACUAAAUUGACACUAUGGAGGAGAAAAUGUGUGUGAAUCAUGCUCGUGAUGAAACACAACCUGAUAGUAAAAUUGUAUCUCACUUGACACAAGAAAAAAUACGACACAAACCAUACACCUGCGACAUCUGUUUAAAAGCAUUCUCUCAGAAUGGACUUUUGACUAAUCACAAACGGAUUCACACAGGUGAAAGACCAUACCAAUGUGAUAUCUGUGGUAAAACAUUCCCACAGCGUAAUAAAUUAACAAGCCAUAAAGCUAUUCACUCAGGUGAGAAACAUGACUGUGAUAUUUGCAGUAAAUCGUUCUCUCGGAAAGAAUACCUAGCACUUCACAAACGUGUUCAUACAGGUGAGAAACCAUAUCACUGUGAUAUCUGCGAUAAGUCAUUCUCUCGGAAGGAACAUUUAACUCUCCACUUACGUAUUCACACAGGUGAGAAACCAUAUCAUUGUGAUAUCUGUGAUAAAUCAUUUGCUCGAAAAGAACUAUUGAUUAGCCACAAGCGUAUCCAUACAGGUGAGAAACCGUAUCGCUGUGAUGUUUGUGGUAAGACGUUCUCCCGAAAAGAUCAAUUGAUCAGACACAUCCGUAUUCAUACAGGUGAGAAACCAUAUCACUGUGAUAUUUGUGGCAAAGCAUUCUCACACAAGAGCAACUUAACUCUGCAUCAACGGACUCGCAUAUGUGAGGAAGCAUACAACUGAUAUCUCACAUAAGACAGCAUUUUAAAGUGCUAACAGAAUUUUUUCUACACAAAAUGUUAAUUUCAGAAUAAAGUUUAAAUUGUAAUAAUAAAAUACUUGAUAAA
This is a messenger RNA of Octopus sinensis (East Asian common octopus), 1306 nucleotides long. RefSeq names its product zinc finger protein 420-like. Bases 510 to 1202 code for a protein of 230 amino acids. Lineage: Eukaryota; Metazoa; Mollusca; Cephalopoda; Octopoda; Octopodidae. The record is from RefSeq and is a predicted model, not a curated record. The transcript is spliced from 2 exons. Gene Ontology annotation, molecular function: RNA polymerase II cis-regulatory region sequence-specific DNA binding; DNA-binding transcription factor activity. Gene Ontology annotation, biological process: regulation of transcription by RNA polymerase II.